Paramecium octaurelia is the source of this 327-nucleotide messenger RNA. Lineage: Eukaryota; Ciliophora; Oligohymenophorea; Peniculida; Parameciidae. The record is from the annotation of a GenBank genome assembly.
AUGUGGAAUUAAUGUAGUUUUUUUUUAUAUCAUCUGGGUGAAAAAUUGGUUAAUGGAAUGAACCUAAAAAAAUUAUCAACAGUAUUUAUUUAUAUUAAUGAAAGGGUAUGUGAUAUUAUUUAUGUGAACAGGGAAAUAAAAUUGGAUUUUUUUUUUGGGUGGCUGUAUUUGGAAAAAACUUAGUUCUUCGACUAAAUAAAGAAGAUAAGAAUGAAGUUAUGUAUUGUUUAAUUGAAUAUUAGGGAGUUAUCUGAAAAUUUUGCAGAGGAUAAUAAUAUUUAAUUGAGAGAUUCUCAAUUAUCCUUGAAGGCAAUUAUGAAUAAUUGA